AUGUUCCGUUGGUUAGCUGGAACGACAGGCUCUGCCGUGGAGUUCGGUCCUUUUGUGCAUGGCUUCGGCACGGUGUGUUAUGGUCAUCUCAAUGAGCGGUUGCGACUAAUCUUCGACAUACACCGAACGAAUGUGACUAUCACAGACACCGACGCCAAAGCAACCAAUCCAGAGAUCACUCAA
This is a messenger RNA of Sphaeroforma arctica JP610, 183 nucleotides long. RefSeq lists its product as hypothetical. NCBI's taxonomy places the organism in Eukaryota, Ichthyosporea, Ichthyophonida. The transcript has 2 exons. The annotation marks the transcript as partial. The record is from RefSeq and is a predicted model, not a curated record.